This is a messenger RNA of Pangasianodon hypophthalmus (striped catfish), 9306 nucleotides long. Its product is annotated as ADAM metallopeptidase with thrombospondin type 1 motif, 9. Gene Ontology annotation, biological process: extracellular matrix organization; proteolysis. The transcript is spliced from 40 exons. Gene Ontology annotation, molecular function: zinc ion binding; metalloendopeptidase activity. Bases 290 to 6034 code for a protein of 1914 amino acids. The record is from RefSeq and is a predicted model, not a curated record. Lineage: Eukaryota; Metazoa; Chordata; Actinopteri; Siluriformes; Pangasiidae. Gene Ontology annotation, cellular component: extracellular matrix.
CCGUGACUCGACUCCCAUCCACACCCUCCUCCUCCCUCCUCUCCCCCACCCCUCCUUCCUCUCCCACCCUUUAAUAGGCUACGUUAUUCAAGUUCGCCAAGAAGUCGGACAGAGCUCGCGGACCCCGGCGCACGCUCGCGACCAUGUAAUCCGCCCCUGCGCGCAACAGCAGCACCACCAGCAGCAGCAGCACACGCGAGGAGAGCCGCGCGCGCGCCGGAAAAGAAAACCCCUGGAAUAUUAGUGGAUUUGCGCGCGCUGUUUGCUAACUUAAUUUUGCAGAUUAAUCAUGCACGCUUUUCUCUGGGGUCUGGGCUUGUUCAUCCUACUCCCCGACUGUGUGAAUGUAGCAGCUUGGACCCGGAGAGCACCGGCACGCUCGAGAAAAGCCAGAUCACUGGAGCACACCGGAGCGCACGAGAUCGUGACGCCCGUCAGAGUGACCGAGGCCGGGGACGCGUUGCCCCAGAGCGCGCACUUCAAACGCAGGAAGCGGAGCGCCGAUAACUACACGGCACCGGAACACUGGGAAUCCGAGCACGUGCAUUACAGACUCUCCGCCUUCGGUCGGGACUAUCACCUGAACCUGACGCUCGAGGCGGGAUUUAUUGCGCCGCUUUAUACCGUAACCGUCCUUGGCACGAGGAACCGAACGCACGAGGAGGAAGAGGAGGAGGAGGAGGAAACGGUGUACAGGCACUGUUUUUAUAAAGGACACGUGAACGGAGAAACGCAGCACGCAGCCGUCAUCAGCCUCUGUUCCGGCCUGCUUGGCACUUUCAGGUCAUCAGAAGGGGAAUACUUUGUGGAGCCUCUUCACAGCUACAAUGGUGAGCAUUAUGAAGAAGAACACAUCAAACCUCAUAUCGUGUACAGAAAAGAUGCACACGAGAGGGCCAAAGAAGAUGCAUCGUCAUGUGAUACUGCAGGUCAUAAGGCGGCUGCUGAGAAAAACAUGGUAUCUGGAAGCAUGUUUUCUGACCUGGAGAGUCUCAGCGCAGGGAUUCUCUCGGGCUCUUUACCCUCGACAGAAGACAAGCAGCCAUCAGCUAACGACAGCAGCAGUGACUCAGGACCUCACCGGAGAGCAAAGCGCUUCCUUUCCUACCCACGCUUCUUGGAAGUCAUGGUCGUUGCUGACUACAAGAUGGUGGAACAGCACAGGAGCAACCUCCAGCACUACGUUCUAACGCUAAUGUCUAUUGUUUCCUCAAUCUAUAAGGAUCCCAGCAUUGGCAAUCUGAUCAACAUUGUCGUUGUGAAGCUAGUCAUAAUAAACAAUGAGCUGAAGGGUCCAGUUAUCUCUUUCAAUGCACAAGCCACUUUAAAGAACUUCUGUGUCUGGCAGCUGGCUCAGAACAACCUCGACGACGAACACCAUGACCACUAUGACACGGCUAUCCUCAUCACCAGGCAGGACAUCUGUCGAGCAAAAGACAAGUGUGACACUUUAGGUCUUGCAGAGUUAGGCACAGUGUGUGAUCCAUACAGGAGCUGCAGCAUCAGCGAAGAUAGCGGCCUCAGUACUGCUUUCACUAUCGCUCAUGAACUCGGCCAUGUGUUCAACAUGCCCCAUGAUGACAGUAACAAGUGUAAAGAGGACGGUGUUAAGAUUCAGCAGCACGUGAUGGCCCCCACACUCAACUAUUUCACCAACCCCUGGAUGUGGUCCAAAUGCAGCAGAAAAUACAUCACAGAGUUCCUCGACACAGGGUAUGGAGAGUGUUUGCUUGACGAGCCCGUGUCCAGGCCAUACCCCCUGCCCCAGCAGCUCCCCGGGCGCACAUACAGCGUCAAUCAGCAAUGCGAACUCAUAUUUGGACCUGGGACACAGGUCUGCCCCUAUAUGAUGCAGUGCCGACGGCUUUGGUGCACGAGUCCAGAAGGAGCUCAGCGUGGCUGUCGAACCCAGCACAUGCCCUGGGCUGACGGCACUGACUGUGGCCAAGGAAAGCACUGUAAACAUGGUGUGUGCAUCACGAAGGAGCAUGACUUGGGGCCGGUGGAUGGAGAGUGGGGCGUGUGGAGUCCCUUCGGUUCCUGCUCACGUACAUGUGGAGGGGGUAUCAAGAUCGCCACCCGGGACUGCAACAGACCUGUACCUAGGAAUGGGGGACAGUACUGUGUGGGGCGCAGGAUGAAGUUUCGCUCCUGCAACUCUGAGCCAUGUUCUAAACAGAGAAGAGAUUUCAGAGAGGAGCAAUGCGCUGCUUUCGAUGGCCGCCAUUUUAACAUCAACGGUCUACCUCCAAAUGUGCGCUGGGUGCCCAAGUAUAGCGGAAUUUUAAUGAAGGACCGCUGCAAGCUCUUCUGCAGAGUGGCAGGAAACACAGCCUACUAUCAGCUCAAGGAUCGAGUCAUCGACGGCACGCCGUGUGGUCCCGAUACCAACGACAUCUGUGUGCAAGGCCUGUGCAGGCAAGCAGGUUGUGACCAUAUUUUAAACUCCAAGGCCAGGAGAGAUAAAUGUGGAGUGUGUGGGGGAGACAACUCAUCCUGUAAGACAGUGGCAGGGACAUUAAAUACAGUGCACUACGGUUACAACUUUGUUGUUCGAAUCCCCAGCGGUGCUACAAACAUAGACGUGCGACAGCACAGCUACUCAGAAAAACCAGAAGAUGAUAACUACCUCGCCGUGGCCAACAGUCGUGGAGAAUAUUUACUCAACGGAGAUUUUGUGGUCAGCAUGUUUAAAAGGGAAGUCAAAGUGGGGAGAGCCAUCCUAGAGUACAGCGGCUCCGAUCACAUCGUCGAGAGACUCAACUGCACUGACCGCAUCGAGGAGGAGAUCGUCAUCCAGGUUCUGUCUGUAGGUAACCUGUUCAAUCCAGACGUCAGGUAUUCCUAUAACAUUCCCAUUGAAGACACGACUCAGCAGUUUAUCUGGGACGCAUACGGCCCGUGGCAGGAGUGUAGCCGUCUGUGCCAAGGGGAGCGUAAGAGGAAAAUCCUGUGCAAUCGUGAGUCGGACCACAUGGUGGUUUCGGAUCAAAGGUGCCAUGGCUCACCUCGACCAACAGCCAUCACAGAACCCUGCAACACAGACUGUGAUCUCAGGUGGCACGUGGCCCGUAAGAGUGAGUGCACGGCUACAUGUGGACUGGGUUACCGCACGCUGGAAAUCUACUGCGCUAAAUACAACCGAAAUGACGGCAAAACCCAGCGAGUUGAUGACCGAAACUGCAGCCACCUGCACAAACCUAACGAUAAGGAGGUUUGCCGAGGCGACUGUAUCUCCGGCGUGUGGGAGUACUCGCCCUGGUCAGAGUGCUCGAAAAGCUGCGGAGGGGGAACACGCCGUCGGAACGCCAUUUGUAAGUCGCCUGACAACGACGAGGGUAAAUGCAACACAAGGGACAAACUCGUAGUCCAGCCCUGCAAUGAGUUCCAGUGUCCACAGUGGAGGACUGGCGAGUGGUCAGAGUGCCUGGUGACGUGCGGGAAAGGCUACAAACACCGUCAGACGUGGUGUCAGUUCGGAGACGAGCGGCUGGACGAGCGUUUCUGCACCUCAGCCAAACCGGAGUCGGUGCAGGCGUGUCAGCAGCAGGAAUGUGCGUCCUGGCAGUUCGGCUCCUGGGGCCCGUGCACCACCUCCUGUGGCCCCGGCUAUCAGAGAAGAGUGGUGAAGUGUGUCGUCAGCUCGUCCGGCUCGGUCAGGGAUGACACUGACUGUAACGCAGCGACACGCCCCACUGACACACAGGACUGUGAAGUCUCUCCAUGCCCCGUCACCCAUCCUGUUUCUCCAGACACCAAACUUCCUCAUCUGGGCCACAAAACCCAGUGGCGCUUUGGAUCAUGGACUCAGUGUAGCGCUACCUGCGGGAAGGGAAUACGCAUGCGCUAUGUCAGCUGUCGUGACACUCAGGGCGGCGUGGCGGAGGAUUCAUGGUGUGCUCAUCUCCCCAAACCUCCCGCUACAGACGCGUGCUCCGUGUUGGCCUGCGGUCAGUGGAAGGUGCUGGAAUGGACUCAGUGCUCUGUUUCCUGCGGUCUGGGUAAAGCUACUCGUCAGGUUCUCUGUGUGAACUUCAGCGAUCAGGUUGUGGACAUGAGUGAGUGUGACCCGGACGAUCGGCCGGUGACAGAGCAGGAGUGCGCCAUGCCUCAGUGCCCGUCUCGCCCCAGCGACCACGCCGCCUUCCCUCCUAACCAAGACGCCCGUAAAAAAGCCGCACCCACUGGCAGGGUGGAUCGAAUCCGAGGGGCGCGUCCACAAUCGCAGUGGAGGUUUGGACCGUGGGGAGCGUGCUCGAGCACGUGUGCCGGAGGAUUCCAGAGGCGGGCGGUGGUGUGCCAGGAUGAGAACGGUUACACGGCCAACAGCUGUGACGAGAGCAUUCGACCUGCAGAACAGCGCACCUGCGAGUCUGGACCGUGUCCACAGUGGGUGUACGGCGAAUGGGGCAAGUGUUCGAAGCCCUGUGGUGGGGGAAUAAAGACACGCCUCGUGGUUUGUCAGCGGCCGAAUGGCGAACGCUUUAGCGAUCAGAGCUGCGAGAUUCUGGACAAACCGCCUGACCGAGAGCAGUGCAACAUGCAGCCGUGCUCUCACUGGAGAGCCGACCCGUGGAGCUCGUGCUCCGCCUCCUGUGGGAAGGGCUUCAGACACCGCAACGUGACCUGCGUCAGCCGCUCCGGCCAGCCAAUGGCGGAAGAGAACUGCCUGCACCUGCCCCGCCCCCGGAAGGAGAAGUCCUGCAAAGGUGGGAAGUGCCCCAAGUGGACGACAAGCAUCUGGGGAGAGUGUAGUGUGACGUGUGGUUCUGGCCAGAGGAGUCGCUCUGUGGUGUGUGUGAAUCACAGCGGGGACGAGAUCCACCACUCACACUGUUCAGUACAGAAGAGACCAAACCACAGCGAGCCGUGUAACACUCAACCCUGCGAGUUCGUCUGGAUCACAGGGGAGUGGACGGAGUGUAGUGUGACGUGUGGUUCUGGCCAGAGGAGUCGCGCUGUGGUGUGUGUGAAUCACAGCGGGGACGAGAUCCACCACUCUCACUGUUCAGUACAGAAGAGACCAAACCACAGCGAGCCGUGUAACACUCAACCCUGCGAGUUCGUCUGGAUCACAGGGAACUGGGAGGAGUGCUCUGUCACCUGUGGUCAGGGCUACCAGAGGAGGCGGGUCUCCUGCAGCGAAGUGCAUUCUGGGAAUGAGAAUUAUGAAUACAGCCACCAGGGGUCAUCUAGCUGCCCGGGGACACCUCCUGAGAGCUACCAAGCGUGCAGACUACCUCCGUGCCCUUCAAGCCAUGUGUACAGCUGGAGAGUGGGCAUCUGGGGACCCUGUUCAUUUAGCUGUGCUGAUGGCUGGAUGGAGCGCAUGGUGCAGUGUUAUUCAGAAGAAGGGGAGCUCAGUGAUGAGUGUGACUCCAGCUCGAAGCCAGAGAGUAGGAGGUCCUGCACUAACCCAGACUGUGAAUUGCCGUUUAGUUGCAGGGAUGUGCAGAUGCAGAAUGGUGUUGUAUCUGAUGGAGAGCAGCUUCUCAGUGUACAGGGCAAAGCACGUAAUAUCUACUGUUCAGAGAUGCACACAGACAGUCCGAAAGAGUACAUCACUCUCAUGACCGGAGAGGGCGAAAAUUUCUCUGAGGUUUUUGCAUACAGGCUGAUGGAUCCCACGCAGUGUCCAUCAAAUCUGAUCCGCAGAGAGGACUGCCAGUGCCGGAGAGACUACACAGCUGCAGGCCUGUCCACUUUCAGCCGGGUCCGUCUGGACUUGAGCAAGAUGACCAUCAUCACCACAGACUGGAAGUAUUCGCAUACUCGAGAAGGUCAUAAGGUUCCUUUCGCCACUGCGGGAGACUGCUACAGCGCCGCCCGCUGCCCACAGGGCCGAUUCAGCCUCAACCUCUCAGGAACAGGCUUCCAGGUGGCUGGGAGUACCCAGUGGAUUUCCCAAGGGAACUACGCUGUGGCGGACAUCCACAAGUCCCAGGAUGGCAGUAGAGUGACAGGAAUGUGUGGUGGCUACUGUGGCAAAUGCACUCCGUCCUCCAGUUCAGGCCUUCUUAUCCAAGUUACAUGAGCCCCAACCUUCUUACAGGAUGUUCUCUUCUCCUGGGAUUCUUCUCUCGGUGUGGUGCUAAAGACAAUAAAGACAAUGAAGAAUGUCCCUCGUCCAUCCCCUGACUUUCUGCUGUCCAUGUGUAAAUAUCAGCUGGUGUAUGUAAUGUACAGAAUGUGUUGAAUUAUUUAUUAUAAUCCACAUUUAUUUUUAUACAAUUAUUUAAAAUGCUAACAAAGCCAUUCGUGAAUUGUUGCCUGUACAGUCAUAACAAAAGACGUAAUGUCCUUCAUCGAUGUACGUUUUAUAGUUUUGUCUAGCAUGUCAUGCUGAGUUUUGGGUCUUAUAAUAAGUGUUGCAUUUUUUCAUAAUUGAAAAAUGUCCUGAGUCAGGGUAGGUAGGACAUUAAAAAACCAGCAGCUAAAAAAUAACACUUGGGAAAAGUAUUUACAUCCUACAUUUUCAUGUUGGUGUCAUACAUACGACCUGUGGAUGUUUAAGGGGACUUGUUGAGUUCGUGGGUCCUGUAGAAAGGAAGUCAGAUUUUCCUAGCUCAGUUUAACCCGGCUUUAUGCUGUCGCAGACAAAAAUCAUAAAAGCGUUGAAAGUGGAGGUCAGCCGAUGACAGGAGGGGAGGGGUCAGAACCGGACCAUGCUGAUUGAUGAAGUAACCAGAUUGUAGUUUUCUUUAAUCACAGGUCUAUCGUUAGAGGAUCUUCAUCAUAUGAAGAACACAUUUUAUCAUACAGUCAGUUAUAGAAUUCAGCCAAGAUUUUUUUGGGAUCAUCUCGCAGGAUAUGUGACAUAAUAUUCUUAAAAGACCACUGAAAUCGCACAGUGUAAAACAGGCUUAAGUUAGUGGAGGCAAAAUAGAAACUCAGGGUGAUUCUAGAGAAUGAAGCAGGUAGGGGAAGUGGUCAUUGGCUCUGGUAAUAUAACCUUCAUCAGCAGGUGGACAAAGUUUAGCUGGAUGUAACAUUCCAGACAGCAUAGGCAAUCAGUGGACAAACAAGGCUCAGAAUGUACACAACUAGAGUUUGGCAAGACUUCGCAAUGACCGUGUAACGUCCUGGAUUCUGAACAGAAUAGCAGAAUAAAAAUGUUGACAGGAAUCUGAGAGCAAAAUCGGCCAUGCAGUCUGGUUGGGAGGGAUGGAAUUACUCUCUACUGUAAGUCAGAGUGACACUAACCAAUCGUGGGUUUCUGUGAGUUCGUGUAUGUGGAAUAGUGUAGACAGUGAAGGGGAGGGUAUAUUAAAGGAAUACUCCAGUGUGUCUCAUCCUGAUCUCUACUGACCACAUGUGUACUGAAUAUGUUAUUACUACAAACAAAAAAUUCAUUUCCCAGUACUGAGGAAAAAAAAUUCAAGAAUAUUACAAUUAAAAUGUUAACCAUAAAGGUUCAAGGAUAAGACAGAAAUGAAAAAAGUCUUCACAAACGUGUUCUUAUGGAGUUUUGUCCAACUUUCCAACACUGUGGUAAGCGAUUCGUUAAAAAGUAGUUCCGGUUACUUUCCAUUUUCUUCGAUUCUUUCCUCAGAUGAAGUAAUCCUAAUUCUGGAAGAUAUACAAAUUAUACAGAUUAGAUCUUACUUUUACAAAUUAAUCUGUCUCAAGAAUGAAUGGAUGUGUUCUAGAAAAAUAAGUGAAAAAUCUUAAAUAUUUGACAAAAUUAUGACUAAGUUUAAAGUAACCAGUUUUUCACAUCUUUUCUCAAUAUGUGUUGAAAUUUGUGUUUGUGGUAAUCAAGAACUGAACAUACACUACAGAUACAGUGAAUCGAGAUUAGGUUGAAAAACACUGCAGUAUUUCUUUAAUGGAGUUUGAUAACAAAAUGAAAUCUCUUCAGAUAGUGUGGAAGUGAGAAUGUACAGUAUAAAGGAGCCUUCAGCAUGUCGUCUAGAGUUUAUUAAUCGCACUGGGAUUUAAAAGCCUGAAGUACCGCUACAUGGCAGAAAGAUAGCUAUCGGGUCUAUCGAGAGCUCUGACAUGACAAAGGAGAAAAAAAGCAGCUUUGCAGUGAAGAUUUUUGAGUCUGAUUUUUUUUUUAAAGACAAUCCGUGAGAACUUUCUCCUUUGACAAGGAGAGGAAAUAUAACAUUUGGUGCUUAUGCUUUGGUGAAAUAUAACAUUAGUUGUUUCAGCUUUAUUUCAGGAGAUGUUUACUGCAGGUAAAGAUGAUGCUUACUUUUAGCCAUAACCAAAAGUUUUGGGAGUUUGAAAAUGAAGCCCACAAGAUGGAUGACAAUUGGUCAAUUAAUAAUUAUUAAGUAACUAAAAAAAGCACCAAAACAGAUAUAGAGAAUACAGAAAAAUAUAGAAAAAAAACAGAAAAUAUUUGGUGUUUGUUUGUUUGUUUUAUUUUUAUUUCUGAAUACCUCAAAAUUCUGCUCAUAUGUUUUAUGUACUUAUUUUGUAAUUAGAAUUUUUUUUUUAUGACUCUGCUCACAAAAAUAACAAAAUUACUAUUAAUUGUGAUCUUUUAUUGUUAUGUUCUAUCAUUUUCAGGGUACGUCUCAUUUUGCUUUUUCAUGUUCAUUUUCAUUUUGCCUACUGUUUUUUUUUAAAUUAUAAAUCCUUCAACAUUACUUUUUUUUAAGUUUUAUGGUUUCAGAGUAUUUCUCAGGCACGUAUUGGUUAUUCCACAAUGUUAAUUUUAUGAAUUUGUAUCCAUUUUUAGAGCCACUGGUAUUGUCCAUAUUCUUAGAAAAAAAAAGCCAUAUGUGUCUUAACCUAACAGACGGUGCUACUUACGUUAUAGUUUAUUCAAUUAUUAGAUUGUCAUUGAGGAUCUGGACUCUGAAGUCUUUCCUCAUGUUAGGUAAAUGUUCUUACUAAAAAAAGGGAGUUCACGUUUCAUAGCCAAGUCCAAGCAGUCCAUGGUUUGUAUAGUUUUAUAAAAUUAUGUCAUAAUUCAGAUUUCAUGCACCCGUGUUUGUGUCUGCAUUAUUAUAUUUACAGAUGUAAAUCGAUUUUUGUUUGUUUAAAAUAUAUACAUCUUGUGUAUAUACACGUCUUGUGCGUCUGACGAUUAAGCCAGAUUGAUAUGGAUUUGCAGUGUUACGAUUCUUGUACAGAUCACGUAAAGGGAAUCUUAAUGCAAUAAAACCACCCUUGAUUAAAAAUAAAAAAGAAAAGAAUCCGGAGUUUUCUUUCUUUACUCCAUCUCCAUCAAGCAAUGUUAACUAAAUUCUUCUGUGCGUGAGGCUUUUAUUUAAAAAAUAAUUUAAAAAAUAAUGUCAAUCCAUGAUCCAGAAUCAGAUCCAUUCCAUUUUGAAAUGGAUUUAAUUGGAA